CGUACCCGAGCCUUGCAGCAGAGUUAACUUUUUAAUCCCGGUUUUGUCGCGUUAUCGCACACAAGAGGAGGAGGCGGAGGAGGUGGUGGAGAGAAAGGGGGAUAAAAAGUCAGUCAUGCUAUGAGGUUAGGGUGAAAGCCGGAGCGUCUUCUUGUAAAAGAAGCCCGUUGAUAUUUAAUUGUGCACAGGAGAAGAAGAGAAGAAGAAGAAGAAGAAGAGGAGGAGGAGGGAAGAAGGGGAAGGGAAGCCCAGAGAAGAGAGAGAAAAGCGGGGUACACGAUGCAGCUGGCCGCGGUGCUGUGGGGCGCCCUCAUAACUUUGCUUCUCAGCCAGAGUCCAGGAGUUCAGGGCAGCACUGAGUGCUCGUGUGGGAGGAACCACUUUACAUGUGCAAUCAGUGCAUUUGGGGAGUGUACCUGCAUCCCGGCCCAGUGGCAGUGUGACGGAGAUAACGACUGCGGGGACCACAGUGAUGAGGAUGGAUGCAUGCUCCCCACCUGCUCGCCGCUGGACUUCCACUGUGACAACGGCAAAUGUAUCCGCCGCUCCUGGGUAUGUGACGGAGACAACGACUGCGAGGAUGACUCCGACGAACAAGACUGCCCUCCCAGGGAGUGUGAGGAGGACGAGUUUCAUUGCCAAAACGGCUACUGUAUUCGCAGCCUCUGGCACUGCGACGGCGACAACGACUGCGGGGACAAUAGUGACGAACAGUGUGACAUGCGUAAAUGCUCAGACAAGGAGUUCCGCUGCACGGAUGGGAGUUGCAUCGCUGAGCACUGGUAUUGUGACGGAGACACGGACUGUAAGGAUGGAUCAGAUGAGGAAAACUGCCCUUCAGAUGUGAUGACAGCCACCUGCAGCGUGGAGGAGUUCCAGUGCGCAUAUGGCCGCUGUAUCCUGGACAUCUACCACUGCGACGGCGACGAUGACUGCGGAGACUGGUCGGAUGAAUCGGACUGCUCUUCCCACCAGCCAUGCAGAUCAGUGGAAUUCAUGUGCAGCAGUGGGAUGUGCAUCAAUGCUGGCUGGCGGUGCGACGGCGAGUACGAUUGUGACGACCAGUCCGACGAGAAGAACUGCACCACGUCCAUGUGCACGGCCGACCAGUUCCGCUGUGGAACUGGACGCUGUGUUCGGUUGUCAUGGAGAUGCGAUGGUGAGGAUGACUGCUCGGAUCGCAGCGAUGAAGAGGGCUGUGAGAAAACUGAGAGUCCUCCGUGCGCCCCUGAUCAGUUCCAGUGUGGGAAUGGGCGUUGUAUCGGCCUGAGAAAGGUGUGCAAUGAGGUCAACGACUGCGGCGACGGGACUGAUGAACACCCACACCGCGACUGCCGGCCACGCUCCAGCGAGGGUAACUGCAACCAGAAUAACGGCGGCUGCUCCCAGAAGUGUCAGAUGGUGAGAGGACUGGUCCAGUGCACCUGUCACACUGGAUACCGACUGAUGGACGACGGCAAAACCUGCCAGGAUGUGGAUGAGUGUGCUGAAGAAGGCUACUGCAGUCAGGGCUGUACCAACACAGAGGGGGGGUUCCAGUGCUGGUGCGUUCAGGGCUACGAGCUCCGACCUGACAAGCGCAGCUGCAAAGCUCUGGGUCCGGAGCCAGUGCUGCUGUUUGCCAACCGCAUCGAUAUCCGUCAGGUUUUGCCACAUCGCUCGGAGUACACCUUGCUACUCAACAACCUGGAAAAUGCCAUCGCUUUAGACUUCCAUCAUAGUCUUGAGCUCGUCUUCUGGUCAGACGUGACUCUGGACCGCAUCAUGAAAGCUAACCUCAACGGUUCCAAUGUAGAGGAGGUCGUGUCCACGGGUCUGGAGAGCCCAGGUGGACUGGCCAUAGACUGGAUCCAUGACAAGCUAUACUGGACAGACUCUGGGACAUCCCGUAUCGAGGUGGCAAACCUGGACGGGACACACCGUAAAGUUCUGAUCUGGCAGAACAUGGAGAAGCCCAGAGCCAUUGCACUGCACCCCAUAGAGGGUAAGAUCUACUGGACCGACUGGGGUAACACACCUCGCAUCGAGUACGCCAACAUGGACGGCUCUAACCGUCGGGUCAUCGCAGACACACACCUGUUCUGGCCCAACGGCCUGACCAUCGACUACGCCGGCCGCCGGAUGUACUGGGUGGAUGCCAAGCACCAUGUCAUUGAGAGAGCCGACCUGGACGGACGCAACCGCAAGGCUGUCAUCAGCCAAGGCCUUCCUCACCCGUUUGCCAUCACAGUGUUUGAGGACAGCCUCUACUGGACUGACUGGCACACCAAGAGCAUCAACAGCGCUAACAAAUUCACUGGCAAGAACCAGGAGAUAAUCCGCAACAAGUUGCACUUCCCCAUGGACAUCCACACACUGCACCCACAGAGGCAGCCCGCAGGUGGCAGAAACCGCUGUGGCACCAACAACGGAGGCUGCAGCCACCUGUGUCUCCCCAGCAACAAGACGUACACCUGCGCUUGUCCCACCGGCUUCAAGAAGGUGGACAGUUACGUCUGUGCCACUGGUCUUGACAAGUUCCUGCUUUUUGCCCGAAGGACGGACAUCCGACGAAUCAGCUUCGACACCGAGGACAUGUCCGAUGAUGUCAUUCCUCUGGCUGACGUGCGCAAUGCCGUGGCCCUGGACUGGGACUCCAAAGAUGGCUACGUCUACUGGACAGAUGUCACCACUGACUCAAUCAACAGAGCACUGUGGAACGGCACCAAGCAGGAGGUGGUGGUGGAAACCAGUUUGGAGAGUCCAGCAGGUUUGGCAAUUGACUGGGUGACCAACAAGCUGUACUGGACUGAUGCUGGUACUGAUCGUAUCGAGGUUUCUAACGCCAAUGGGAGCAUGCGGACUGUCCUUAUAUGGGAGAACCUGGACCGGCCGCGGGACAUUGUAGUUGACCCCGUUGGAGGCUUCAUGUACUGGACCGACUGGGGCGCCAACCCAAAGAUCGAGCGUGCAGGAAUGGACGCCUCCAAUCGAAUUGUCAUCAUUUCAUCCAAUCUGACGUGGCCCAAUGGGCUCGCCAUUGAUUAUGAGACCAAGCGGCUGUACUGGGCCGAUGCUGGCAUGAAGACUAUUGAAUAUGGCAACUUUGAUGGUUCUGAUCGACAGGUUUUGAUUGGCAGCCAGCUGCCUCACCCCUUUGGGUUAACUGUACAUGAGGACAAGCUGUACUGGACAGACUGGCAGUCCAAGAGCAUUCAGAGCGCCGACAAGCUCACUGGUUUGGGGCGACACACCCUGGCUGAAAACCUAGAGAAUCUAAUGGACAUCCAUAUGUUCCAUCGACACCGCGAGACAGUGCGUAACCCAUGUGCAGUAAAUAAUGGAGGCUGCAGCCACCUCUGUCUCCUGGCGCCUGCUCCCAAAGCCUCCAGCUGUGCCUGUCCCACUGGGAUCAACCUGCAGACGGAUGGAAAGACCUGCACACCUGGGAUGAGCAGCUUCCUGAUCUUUGCGCGGAGGACGGACAUCAGGAUGGUUUCUCUGGACAUCCCCUACUUUGCAGAUGUGGUUUUGGCCAUCAAUAGCACCAUGAAAAACACUAUUGCCAUUGGUGCUGACCCCAAAGAAGGAAAAGUCUACUGGUCUGACAGUACACUGAAGAAAAUCAGCAGAGCCAACAUCAAUGGGGGAGCACAUGAAGACAUCAUAUCUACAGGGUUGAUGACGACUGACGGUUUAGCAGUGGAUGCUGUUGGCAGGAAGAUCUACUGGACAGACACAGGAACCAACCGCAUUGAGGUUGCCAACUUGGACGGCUCCAUGAGGAAAGUUCUGGUCUGGCAAAACCUGGACAGCCCUCGAGCAAUCGCCCUCUACCAUGAGAUGGGAUAUAUGUACUGGACGGACUGGGGAGAGCAUGCCAAGCUGGAGCGCUCAGCAAUGGAUGGGUCAGACCGUGUGGUGCUCAUCAGUAACAACCUGGGCUGGCCCAAUGGCCUGGCCAUUGAUAUGGCUGGCUCUCAAUUACUGUGGGCUGAUGCGCACACUGAGCGUAUCGAGGCAUCUGACCUCAAUGGGCAGAACCGCCACACCCUUGUGACUCCGGUCCAGCACCCGUACGGUUUAACCCUGCUGGGGUCCCACAUCUACUGGACAGACUGGCAGAGCCGAAGCAUCCAGCGAGCCGACAAGAACUCCGGGACCAACACCAUCACGGUGCGAGCCAACCUGCCAGGCUUGAUGGACAUCCAGGCUGUAGACAGGGAGAGGCCUCUGGGUUUUAAUAAGUGCGGCAGAAGGAAUGGGGGCUGCACUCACCUGUGCCUGCCUCGUCCCAACGGCACUUCCUGCGCCUGUCCCACGGGGAUUUUGCUCAAGGGAGAUGGCAGGUCAUGCGAUGAUUCCCCAGAGACAUUCCUCCUCUUCUCCAACCGCGUCAGCGUACGCAGAAUCUCUCUGGACACCAGCGACCACACUGACGUGCACGUACCAGUGCCUGAGCUGCACAACGUCAUCUCAUUAGACUACGACAGCGUUGAUGGAAAACUUUACUACACUGAUGUCACCUUGGAUGUUAUUAGGCGUGCAAACCUGGACGGCAGUGGCAUGGAGACGGUGAUUAGCCAGGGCCUGAAGACUACAGAUGGGCUAGCUGUGGACUGGGUGGCCAGAAACAUGUACUGGACUGACACUGGACGCAACACCAUAGAGGUGGCCCGUCUAGAUGGAACUAGCCGCAAAGUCCUGGUCAACAACAGUUUAGAUGAACCCCGAGCUAUUGCGGUGUUCCCAAGCAAAGGGUUCCUGUUCUGGACUGACUGGGGCCACAUUGCGAAGAUUGAGCGAUCUCACCUGGACGGCUCGGACCGGAAGGUUCUGAUCAAUACCGACCUGGGAUGGCCCAACGGCCUAACGCUAGACUACGACACACGAAGGAUCUUCUGGGUGGAUGCUCACUUGGACAGAAUCGAGAGUUCUGACCUCAAUGGGAAAUUACGUCAGGUCCUCGUCAGCCCCGUGUCCCACCCGUUCGCCCUUACACAGCAAGACCGCUGGAUCUACUGGACGGAUUGGCAGACUAAGUCCAUCCAGCGGGUGGACAAACACAACGGCCGUAACAAGGAAACCGUGCUGGCCAACGUGGAGGGCCUCAUGGACAUUAUAGUGGUAUCUCCUAAGAGACAGACGGGUACUAACCUCUGUGGGAUAAAUAACGGGGGUUGCACUCACCUUUGCUUCGCCAAAACCAACAGUUUUGUGUGCGCGUGCCCCGAUGAACCAGAUGGGCGACCCUGCUCCACGAUUUCAGGUUACGUCCCCACCUCUCCUGCCAGAGGGACCAGCAGCACUCCCGUCCCCAACAAGAUUCCCAAAGCUCCAACAGACAUUCCACACAGAGGACCCUCGCCGGUCAACUGCACUGACAAGAACCUAAACACAGAAGGGUGCGUGAACACUGUGGUGACAGCUCCUCACGGAGAGGGACUCCAUAUCAGCUAUGUGAUCGGUGGGGUUCUGACCAUCCUGGCCAUUCUGAUCCUCAUUGCCGCUUUGAUCAUUUACAGACAUAAAAAGUCAAAGUUUGCUGACCCGGGAGUGAGCAAUCUGACCUACAGUAACCCCUCAUACCGGACGUCCACACAAGAGGUGAAGAUCGAGGCAUCGCAGAAGCCUCCGAUAUACAACCAGCUUCGAUAUAAGAAAGAGGGGGGAGUGGACGGAGGCUACACCAAGGAGAAGAUCCGCAUUGUGGAGGGCGUGUGCCUCCUGUCCAAUGAAGAGCUUUACUGGGAUGACCUAAAACAGAUCAAGCCGUCUCGAGGCGGCCUGCACACCUGCAUGCGCACAGACACCGUGUCCCUGCAGGCCAGCAGCGCUUCGCUAGACGACGGCGAGACAGAGCAGCUCCUCCAGGAGGAGGCGUCUGAAUGCUCGUCCAUAACCACCCUGACCCCUUCUGCCAUCACCCCACAGCGUCACGCCCAGCACAGCCUGCCCGACACCGGCUGGGCCUCCGUACGCAAACCCUCCACCGAGAGCGAAGUGUGAAGGAGGCCCGCUGACCUCCGUGCUUUAUCUCAAGCAUCGUUACCUAAUACACACAUGCAGUCACCUGUAUUUAGAGCUGGUACAAACACACAAAGAUGAAUAGGUACAGACACAGUAACAGCUACAUAUGUAAACUAACGGUACAUAUCAACCUGGUUAGACACAACUAAGCUACAAAACACACAUCUCUUGUCUUUGAAAUUGGGGCUCCGUCCUACUUGUCCACAUGUGCAGUGCAGUCCUCCGACAGUAGCCUCGGUGCUGCUGCCUCAAGGCAAAAUGGAGCAUGCUGGAAUAAGACCGCAAAGGCCUCCGGGGAGGAAGUGAACAGAGAGACACGAGCGUUACCGUGGAGCCUUUUUAAAGGAUAGAGACUCUCAAUGUGACAAACGCUUCUCUGUGUAAAACUUCACCUUUCUUUAUUGCAAACUUUUCAUUCUGGACGAAGCUAAAGGAACAUACUCCCUGGACGAUGUAACCACAAAGUUCUAAUGCCACUCAUGUCUUUAUUUAUGAACCUUUUUUUUUUUAAACUUGUAGAGUGGGUUUGCUGACUUUCAGAGAAUGAUGAGUGCGCUAAGCUAGAAGUUUUAUUUUUUUGUGCAGCAGCACCUGUUUGUUUGUUUUUUUUUCCAAGAGUUGUAUUUAUGACAGUGCCAAAGGGUGGGACUUCAGAGUCUCCAUGCUUCUUUCUCCAUUUACACUUCAACAGAAAUUUAUCUUCAUUCUGGGAUGUUUGUUUCCUCUGACUUGCCCCCUCAUCGGUGGGAGACCUCAGUGUUGGCAUCUGCUUCUGAAUUCUUAUUUUACAGCCUCCAAGGGAUUGAACAAGAAAUUACUGUAGCAGGUUCUCAGUCGGCUGCAGAAGGCCGUUCAUUUUCUGCAGAAGUAACCUGGAAGGAGCCUUUUCUGUUUAAGUUGUACUUCAGUCAUCGCUGAUCCUCGGGCAUAGCAGAAGUCGCCUCGAUGAAGUAACAGCCUAAGUGCCAAAUGUUGAAUUCCUUUUCCUGUUUCAGCUGUAUAUUUAUUUUUUCUCAGAUGUACAUGUACAUGGCAUUUUCUCUCAUUUUCACAGCUAAAGCUGUUGAGCCAUGCAGAUAGUUGGUUGUAUGAAUCCAGGUAUUUUCUUCUGUCCAAAAAAACUGAAACCACUUUACUUCCUUGGUCUUUCCAAAAGAAAUAGGAAACAUGUUUCUUUCUGAGGUUUACAUUCCAGGUAGGUGAUUAAGUGAGCUUCAAAGAGAAAGAUUAACAAUACACAAAUUAACAAAUUUUAGAUAAAAACAAAAACUAAACAAAACAGAUUUUUAGAUCACCACAAAUGCUGGUGUGAAGCAAGUCUUGCCGCUUGGCAGCCAUCUUUGAAACGCCCCUCAGGCAGUUAUCCUUAAUUUCUAUGGUCACAUGGACAUAAAAAGCCAUGUGAAUAGACUCCCCAGUUUUUGUUCAUAUUAUGGAUACAGUAAGACCAGAAAAAGCUCUUUUUUCACAAAUAAGCGUCUUACCUUAUCUUACCUACACCUGCCUGGGGUGUGACCCUCUGCUGGGCUCAUGUGUCAGUGCUUACAGCACGAUUGGCUAAUGUGUUUUCUAUUUUGGAUGUUUAUUGGCUCUUUGGAAGUAGACGCAGCCCAACAGUUAGCCCACAGAUUUGUGUUCAGUAUUGUUAUUAUAGCGUCUCUAGAAUUCAAUUUUCUUACUUCUGGAACAACAAAGUUCCACUUUUCCACUUUAUAUGGACGGUGCCGAGUUUCAGAGGCAAAGACGUCAUGACAUCAAAAAAAAAAACAAAAAACUUGGCACAUACAACCGGAAUUAUCUGCUUGGCCAAAAAACAAACAAACUGAGAAGUAAACGGGAACAUUUGUCCUUUUUGUUGUUUCUGUUUCGAUCCAUCAUGUGUAAAUCUUUCAGGUGCACUCACAGUGUCUGCUGCAGUACAGAGCAACAAAAGGGGUGACUUAGAAACACUGUGCAUGUCUGAGCUCAUUACGCAGUGCGGGUUAUAGUUGAGAAAUUUAUCACUGACAACUUACUGAAAACUGAAUUUAAAGGAUAUCGUGCAUCGCUUUAUCGUUAGAGUCCCAUUCUGUCUGUUGAAUGUGGUACAAAUGGAAAUACUAUAUUGAUAUAUGGACAAAUAUAUCUUUUAAACAUUAUAGAAUCAUGUAUUUUGAAGUAUCUGCUACAAGCUCAGCAACACGCUGAUCUGCUGCUAGACGAAGCACUGAGGCCAAUGAGAGAGGGGCUUGGCAGCUACAUGACUACAGUCUCUGAUGGUUGGUCGAGGGCAGGCCUGCAGAGCAUCAUAGCGACCCGGUAUCCGAUAAUCCAGACUCACAGUCCCUCCAACUCUGCUGCAGGAAUGCUAAAACUGUACAGAUUUUAUCAUGCGGAUAUAUACAAACAUUUUUGUUGAUACUGAGUUAAGUUGUAUAGUCUUUUGUACAAAGGGAUUUCAUGAGCGUUUCUAGACUUGUAUUAAUUUUACUCACUGGAAAGAACAAAAUGUUUGUUUUUCUUUUUGUUUUGUUUUUGCUGGAUUAUUUUAACCACUGUGUUCCCAAGCCUUGUAAAUGAUAGGGAAAGAUGCCAGUUAUUUAAUAGUGCUCUUUUAUCUUAUGAAAUACUGGUCACGUAUAGCUGUUGUAAAGUUAACAAAAAGAGAUAUUUAUGAUUUUCAUUUUCGUUGUCACUUGAUGUGUAAAUAUGAAAAGACUGUAUAUGUAUGGCAGUACUAACAAGCUGUGUUGUGUGAUAUAGUGAAUUAUCCCUUUGCUAUCUUUUAAUAUAAAAUUGCAUUUGCAUUUCAA
This is a messenger RNA of Archocentrus centrarchus (flier cichlid), 8801 nucleotides long. RefSeq names its product low density lipoprotein receptor-related protein 4 (gene lrp4). Bases 280 to 5988 code for a protein of 1902 amino acids. The transcript is spliced from 38 exons. Gene Ontology annotation, molecular function: calcium ion binding; protein binding; hormone binding. The record is from RefSeq and is a predicted model, not a curated record. Lineage: Eukaryota; Metazoa; Chordata; Actinopteri; Cichliformes; Cichlidae. Gene Ontology annotation, cellular component: apical plasma membrane; signaling receptor complex; plasma membrane. Gene Ontology annotation, biological process: receptor-mediated endocytosis.